CGAGAAUAAUACGUUUUCGAAGCACGUUGACCAAAUUUUCGUUAUUUUUAAAGUUCUGCAUGUAGUUAUUUCUUAGAACAAUGAAUUAAUGCAACUUUAAGGAAGUGCUCCUGCUAAACUGACACCAGGACAACUUAAUUGCAAUAAUUAUUCUACUGAUCUUUCAACUUAGAAGGGGAGACUGUCAUUGACAUCCAUCAUGGACGAACUACAGCAACUGGAGCARAUUUCRCUUGUUUCAAAAGUUUGUACAGAGCUUGAUAACCAUCUCGGUAUAGACGAUAAAGUACUGGCUGAAUUCAUUAUCAUGCUUGGAGAAAAAAGUGCUGACGUAAAUGAAUUCAAAGAAAACCUAGCUAAGAAUGGAGCUGAAUUUCCUGAUUCAUUUGCCGCUAACUUACUGAGACUUAUUGAAAAGAUGAGACCAAAACAGAUAAAAGCAGAACCAGGUUCUUCAAAGGUAGAAAACAAUGAUGAUUUCCCAACAAAUCCUGAAGUGCAGAAAAGAAAAAAGUUGUUUCCUGGACUUUCUCUUCCUGACAAGGAAAUCAAAGAAGAAAAAGAGAAGAUAUCAAAAGAAGAUGAAGAAAUAGCAAGUGCAGCAUUUGAUGAGUUAGAGGCUCUUCUACCAAAAGCAUCAACUUCACAGUCAAG
This is a messenger RNA of Exaiptasia diaphana, 654 nucleotides long. RefSeq names its product ATP-dependent RNA helicase DHX8. The annotation marks the transcript as partial. The record is from RefSeq and is a predicted model, not a curated record. Lineage: Eukaryota; Metazoa; Cnidaria; Anthozoa; Actiniaria; Aiptasiidae. The transcript is spliced from 6 exons.